AGCAUUUAUUGAGAAAUUCUUGAAGGAUGAGAUUCCACCUAGUGUCAAAUCGGAACCUAUCCCUGAAAAGAACGAUGGUCCAGUUUACGUUUUGGUUGCUGAUAUAUUCGAAGAAAUAGUAUAUGACAAGGAUAAAGAUGUCUUGAAACUUACGCCAAUUUACGAGAAACUCGGUGAAGCAUAUCAGAAAUUCAAAGAUAAGAUAGUAAUCGCCAAAAUGGACGCUACUGAAAAUGACCUUCCAACACGAGUUCCAUUCACGGUCAGCGGAUUCCCCACAAUCAAACUCUUCAAAGCUGGCGAAGACAAAGAAAUUGUCGAUUACCAGGGCGAUCGCUCAUUUGAAAGUUUUGUCGAGUUUCUGGAUGCUAAUGCAGUCAAUAAGGUUGAUGUUGACGUUACGCCGCCUUCUGAUUCACCUGCUGCUUCAGAAAGUGAAUCAGAAACCACCGCUACUGCUGCUGCUACUACUACACCAGAACCUUCGUCUACUGAAUCUACUGUUACUGAGAAACAACAGGAAACGGAAAAAGCGCAUGAAGAACUAUAA
Molecule: messenger RNA, 550 nt
Organism: Ambispora leptoticha
Lineage: Eukaryota; Fungi; Glomeromycota; Glomeromycetes; Archaeosporales; Ambisporaceae
Source: the annotation of a GenBank genome assembly